UCCCAGCCACAUUGUUUCAUCGCAAGUGAUAAGAAAGAAAUGGCUUCCAAGUGCAUGCAAAAGCCACACGCAAUCUUCCUCCCAUGUCCUGCCCAAGGCCAUAUCAUGCCCAUGAUGCACCUUGCCAAGAUACUCCACUCAAGAGGCUUCCACAUCACCUUCGUCCACACCGAGUUCAACCAUCUACAUCUCAUCCGGACCGGUGCCAUCGAUCCGACAGUUGAGAUUGAAGGGUUCUGUUUUGAGGCCAUACCUGAUGGCCUACCGCAGCCUGCGGAUGCAAAUGCAUUGCCAGACAGUACGGAAUCCACCAUGUCAAUAUUCAAACACGGUUUGGCUACUCUAAGGGAACUUAUACGGAGAAUCAAUGGGGACUCUCAGGGUGGCCCACCAGUGAGUUGCAUGAUCAGAGAUGCAUUCAUGAGUGUUGCUCAGCCAAUCGGAGACGAGUUUGGGAUCCCUGAUGUAGCAUUUUGGCCCAUGUGUGGUGGCAGUUUCAUGGGAUUCUUCCAUAUUGAUGAGCUCAUACAACGAGGGUACCUCUUCAAAGAUGCCAACUGUUUAACCAACGGAUAUCUCGACACUUGCAUCGACUGGAUUCCAGCAAUGCCGGGCAUCCGUCUUAAGGAUCUUCCAACUUUCAUCAGAACAGUGGACCCCAAUGAUAUCAUGCUCGACUUCUCCAUAAAAGUGGCUCAGACUUUAUUGAAGGCUUCAGCAAUCAUUCUCAAUACAUUUGAUGAAUUGGAUCAUGAGAUAAUUGAAGCUGCCAAUCAUAAAUUUAGGCUACAGAGAACUUACACUUUAGGUCCUUUAUUCGCACUCUGUAAUCAGAUUCCAAAUGACAAUUUGAACUCCGUUAAGUCGAAUUUUUGGAAAGAAGAGAUGGAAUGCAUAGAGUGGUUAGACAAGAUAGCUGAUGAUACAGUUGUUUAUGUGAAUUUUGGUAGCCUUGCGGUUCUGACACCAGAGCAGAUGAAAGAGUUCGCAUGGGGGCUGGCGAAUAGCAACCAUCCAUUCAUGUGGUUCAUCCGGCCAGAUCUUGUAUCUGGGGGAUCAGCUAUUUUGGAGCGAGAGUUCCUGGAGGAAACGAAAGGAAGGGGUUUGAUAGCGGGUUGGUGUGCACAGAAACAAGUGCUGGAUCAUCCUUCAGUGGGCGGGUUUCUAACACACAAUGGAUGGAAUUCGACCUUGGAGAGCAUUCAUAGCGGUGUUCCAAUGCUGUGUUGGCCUUUCUUUGGGGAUCAACAGAUGAAUUGCCGCUUCGCAUGCACCGUUUGGGGGAAUGGAAUGGAGAUUGAUAGUGAUGUGAAGAUAUCAGAGAGAGAGAGAGUGGAGGGUGCCAUUAAGGAAUUGAUGGAAGGAGAGAAAGGGAAGGAGAUGAGAAAGAAUGCAAUGAAAUGGAAGGAGAAAGCUAGAAAAGCUGUUGAAGUUGGAGGGCCUUCUCACAUUAGCUUUGAUAGAUUGGUGAAUGAUUUGUUGGUUAUGAAACGUUAGCUAUUUGCUUUUUUCUUUUUAAUGGAAUGUUUAAUGUGUGUGGCCCACCUUUUAGAACCACGAUCUACAUCGAAUAAAGCCACGCGCUAAGAAAAAUCACUUGGGCCUGUGUUUCUC
Messenger RNA from Magnolia sinica, 1614 nucleotides. RefSeq names its product 7-deoxyloganetin glucosyltransferase-like. The transcript is spliced from 2 exons. Lineage: Eukaryota; Viridiplantae; Streptophyta; Magnoliopsida; Magnoliales; Magnoliaceae. Gene Ontology annotation, molecular function: UDP-glycosyltransferase activity. The record is from RefSeq and is a predicted model, not a curated record. The coding region runs from base 40 to 1497 and encodes 485 amino acids.